Molecule: messenger RNA, 433 nt
Organism: Trichobilharzia regenti
Lineage: Eukaryota; Metazoa; Platyhelminthes; Trematoda; Strigeidida; Schistosomatidae
Source: the annotation of a GenBank genome assembly
CUUUCACAUUGACUAUUGAACAUAAAGGCAAACAGAUAAACAGAGGAGUAAGAAAAAGAAGAAUAAGAAUAAGAAUAUGUCAGAGAAACGUAAUGAAAUAAAAAAUAAAAUCUCUGAAUUAUUAGUUAAAACUGGUGAACGUGAAAGAUUACGUGAAUUUGUUGAAAAUAAACUAAUCGAGACUGGUUGGAAUGAAAAAGUUAAACAAGCCUGUAAAGAUUAUAUACGCACAAAGGGAGUGGAUAAUAUCACUGUAGAGGAGGUUGUCCAAGCGAUAACACCAUCAGCCCGACAAACUGUACCAACUUCAGUGAAACAGGAUGUUUUAGAAUUAUUAAGAAAAUUUCUUGUUCAACAUGAUAUUGAUGUUUAAAUGAAUCAAAUGAAGAUAUAUAUAUUGCAAAAUAUGAUGGCGCGAAAAAAAUAUAAUCAA